GUGAGGCGCCAGGCGUGAGGCGCGUCUCGUGGGGAGGGCGCGGGCCGGGCCAGCAUGGAGGCCGUCAUGGUGGUCAGCGGGGCGGCGUACGGCCUGGCGGCUGUGGCGAGGCAGCUCGCCGGACAGACGGGGCGCGAGCGACUGGCCAAGACGUCGGAGGCUCAAGUUCCAGUGGAGUAUCGAUCCGGGUACGGCAGCUCCAGCUCCAGCUACGGUGGAGGGGCCAGCCUGGAGACGGCCCUACUCUCUCUCGCCUUCCUCGCCUUUGCUGUAUUCGUCAUUCAAAAUCUGCAGGCGAUCAUCGCCCUGCUGACCGGCGGCGGCGGGGGUGGAAGGUCAGCGACCGGCCGGGCCACGCGCCCCAGCUCUGACGCAGACGACAGCCGGUUGUACGACCUUGACAUGGUAUCGGAGGUCACGCAUCAGUUCAUGCUGGCGCUGUACAAGUACAGCGGCUACUGACGGACGCUUAGUGGCCAUAGGUGUUACUGACAAGUUGUUCGCGAAUACGAAUGCGGAGUCUUCGAUGUAGAUAUCCAUGCAGAAUGUUGGCUACAGCGUUCAUCGACUAGGAUAAGAUGCUAUGGGCAUGAAUGUGACGUGUGCAUAUGACCUUGUCAA
Messenger RNA from Pollicipes pollicipes, 621 nucleotides. RefSeq lists its product as uncharacterized. The transcript has 3 exons. The record is from RefSeq and is a predicted model, not a curated record. NCBI's taxonomy places the organism in Eukaryota, Metazoa, Arthropoda, Thecostraca, Pollicipedomorpha, Pollicipedidae. Bases 55 to 462 code for a protein of 135 amino acids.